CCCACAUCUACAGGGCUUCCUGUCAAAUGCGCAUGCGCAGUCCUUUGCUCCACUCUGGACAGCUGUAGGAGAAAAUGGCAGCACACAUGCUAGGACAGCAGGUCCGUCAGUUCAGCACGUCUGUGAUCAGGCCGGUGUCGAAGCUGAUCAGGCCUCCCAUCCAGGUGUACGGAGUGGAGGGCCGCUACGCCACCGCGCUGUACUCCGCUGCCAGCAAGCAGAAGAAACUGGACCAAGUGGAGCAGGAGCUGCUCAAAGUGUCUACCAUGAUCAAGGACCCCACGAUCGCUGGUAUUGUAAUGAAUCCCCAUGUGAAGCGCAGCAUCAAGCAGAAGACUUUCAGUGACGCUCUCGUAAAGGCGAAACUUUCACCCAUCACCAUCAACCUCAUCAAUGUUUUGGCUGACAAUGGUCGUCUCCCUAUAACUGGUGAUGUCAUCGGUGCUUUUGGCCAGAUGAUGAGUGCUCAUCGUGGAGAGGUCCUCUGCACAGUCACCACUGCUCAGCCUUUGGAUGCAGCUAGUCUUGCUGAUCUGAAAGUCGCUCUCAAGGGAUUUCUCCAGAAGGGUGAAACUAUCAAGCUGGAAACAAAGGCUGAUUCCUCCAUCCUGGGUGGCAUGGUCGUCUGUAUCGGAGACAAGUAUGUGGACAUGUCCACUAAAACAAAGAUUCAGAAGCUGACCAAGAUCAUCAGGGAAACUUGAGUCCCGUGGACUUCAUUUUGCAGAAGAUGAGACGACCAUCGUGGGGAAACGCUUAUAAAUGUAUAUUGCUCACCUGUUCCAACACUGCAGUUGCUUGAUUUCUCUAUAAAUCCAGUGUCUGUGCUUAACUUCAUAUGGAUGUUAAUAAAAACUACAAAAAAUGGA
This is a messenger RNA of Scophthalmus maximus (turbot), 869 nucleotides long. RefSeq names its product ATP synthase peripheral stalk subunit OSCP (gene atp5po). The record is from RefSeq and is a predicted model, not a curated record. The transcript has 7 exons. Gene Ontology annotation, molecular function: proton-transporting ATP synthase activity, rotational mechanism. Gene Ontology annotation, biological process: proton motive force-driven mitochondrial ATP synthesis. NCBI's taxonomy places the organism in Eukaryota, Metazoa, Chordata, Actinopteri, Pleuronectiformes, Scophthalmidae. The coding region runs from base 75 to 704 and encodes 209 amino acids.